AUGUCUGCUCUCGAUGGAGUCGCUGUCGGAAGCGCCAGCUUCCACCUCGGCGCCCUUUCUGGCGGCCCAGUGGAUAAGGCGCUCGCCGCCGCCCCAGCUCGGGGGUGGCCCCGCCACACCCUCACCGCUCCAGGCGUCUGGAAAACAUGCCGCAUGGCCGAGGUGGACCCCAGCCACCCGAUGGCCGAGGUGGGGGAAACGGCGAGGUGGCCGAAUGGCCGAGGUGGCCAGAUGGCCGAGGUGGAAGGCAAGGGAGGCCGAAUGGCCGAGGCGGACACCAGCCGCCAGUGGCAGGUAGCCGAGGCCGCUGCCCCCCUGCCGGGGCCGAGCAGGACUGGGCGGCAAGCGGUCAGGGCUCCCCCGGGCCUGUCACACCCGUCCGCGCAGUGCCACCCAUUUGGGCCGUCGUUCAUGGAGGUGAUUGUCUCAGACGACGUAGGCAGCGCGGUCACAGCAAAGAGAGGUGCUCAGGCCAGAGUUCAGAAGGGGUCGUCCGCGAGGCACGCUGAGAUUGUGUGGUGCGCCGAGAGCAUAAGGGAUUGGGCCGGAGAGCUACGGAAGCACCCCGCCAGCAUCGGGCUGCACGGAAAGCUCACGACAGAGGGUGGACUCAACAGCAACACCCUGUCCGUUCCCAAGUUCACGCGUUGGAUGUUCAACCAGGUGCGUGGAGUGGAUGUGGUCCCGUGGGUCACUUUGGUGGUCGGCUGGCGCGAGGCGAAGCCCUGCAUCGACGCCGUUCAGGCGGCCGCGACUGGGAGGGACUGCGGCCUGCGGAAGGACGCCUCGCGGACGCUGACGGCCGCGACUGGAGACACGACUGGCUUCGCUCCAGUUCAGGUCGCGGUCUCCACUGUGAUCAUUGCGGCGCACGACGCUCAGCAGAAGGCAAGGGCGGACAGGCUCAUCGCCGCCCGCAGCGGCGUGGGCGCGGCGCAGAGGACGGACUUGAAGAUCCUCGUCGCGUGCGGCGCCGAUGAGCUCCUGGCUCUGGUCGCUGCCGCCGUGGGCCCUGCGCGAGCCGCGGCCCGGCCACCUCCGCCCACGGCGGGUGGGGCGGAGCCUCCCCGCGCUCAGCAGGCCCGCGCCGAGUGCGGCCGGGCCGGCCCGGCCGCAGUGGCCGACGGGCCCUUCGGGGCCUCGCUGGCCAGAGCGCUCUUGGCGUUCCCCGCGCCGCCGCAGGAGCGGCCGGGCGCCGCCGCGUAG
Prorocentrum cordatum is the source of this 1206-nucleotide messenger RNA. NCBI's taxonomy places the organism in Eukaryota, Dinophyceae, Prorocentrales, Prorocentraceae. The record is from the annotation of a GenBank genome assembly.